UGCCGCGGGAUUGUUUUUAUUCGGCCACUGCUAUUUGGGAUAUAGCUGCGGCUGGUACUGCGGUGUGUGGCCAGCUAUGGAGCGCUCGGGUCCCGGCGAAGUGACAGGCUCAGACUCGUCGGGAGCGGACACGCAACUGGCAGUCACCAUGGGCUUCACGGGGUUCGGGAAAAAAGCUCGUACCUUUGACUUGGAAGCAAUGUUUGAACAAACUCGAAGAACAGCUGUGGAAAGAAGUCGUAAAACACUGGAAGCAAGAGAAAAAGAGGAAGAAAUGAACAGAGAGAAAGAAUUAAGAAGACAAAUUGAAGAUAUUGAACCAACAUCUUCAGGCUCAAAUGUGGUCAGAGAUUGCUCAAAAUCAUCUUCCAGGGACACAAGUAGCAGUGAAAGUGAAGAGAGUUCUGAUUCUUCUGAUGAUGAGUUAAUUGGCCCUCCUUUACCCCCUAAAAUGAUAGAAGAACCGGUUAAUCUUAUGGAGGAAGAUAUCCUUGGUCCUUUACCUCCACCUCUUAAUGAAGAAGAGGAAGCAGAGGAAGAAGAGGAGGAUGAAGAGGAAGAGGAGGAAGUGUCUGCUUUGGGUCUGGAUCCCUCAGGUGCCCGUUUGGUGACUGGAGGAUAUGACUAUGAUGUUAAGUUUUGGGAUUUUGCUGGAAUGGAUGCUUCUUUUAAGGCAUUUCGAUCCCUUCAGCCCUGUGAGUGCCAUCAAAUCAAGUCACUACAGUAUAGUAACACAGGAGACAUGAUUCUUGUUGUAUCUGGAAGCUCUCAGGCCAAGGUGAUUGACAGAGAUGGUUUUGAAGUAAUGGAAUGUAUAAAAGGAGACCAGUAUAUUGUGGACAUGGCCAACACCAAGGGCCACACAGCAAUGCUUCAUACUGGUUCAUGGCAUCCUAAAAUAAAGGGAGAAUUUAUGACUUGCUCAAAUGAUGCGACUGUGAGGACGUGGGAAGUUGAAAAUCCAAAGAAGCAAAAAAGUGUCUUUAAGCCACGGACGAUGCAAGGUAAAAAAGUCAUUCCCACUACGUGCACGUAUAGUAGAGAUGGAAACCUCAUAGCAGCUGCCUGCCAGAAUGGAAGCAUACAGAUCUGGGAUCGAAAUUUGACUGUUCAUCCUAAGUUCCACUAUAAACAGGCUCAUGACCCAGGCACAGACACUUCUUGUGUGACUUUUUCCUAUGAUGGUAAUGUCCUUGCUUCUCGUGGAGGUGAUGAUACAUUAAAAUUAUGGGACAUCCGACAAUUUAAUAAACCACUUUUUUCAGCCUCAAGUCUUCCCACCAUGUUCCCAAUGACUGACUGCUGUUUCAGUCCAGAUGAUAAACUCGUAGUCACUGGUACAUCUGUUCAAAGAGGAUGUGGUAGCGGCAAACUUGUUUUCUUUGAGCGUAGGACUUUCCAAAGGGUGUAUGAAAUAGACAUCACAGAUGCGAGUGUUGUCCGCUGCCUGUGGCAUCCAAAGCUGAACCAGAUCAUGGUUGGAACUGGAAACGGAUUGGCUAAAGUCUAUUAUGACCCCAACAAGAGUCAGAGAGGAGCAAAAUUAUGUGUGGUUAAAACCCAGCGGAAGGCGAAACAAGCCGAGACUCUAACCCAGGACUACAUCAUCACACCUCAUGCCUUGCCUAUGUUCCGUGAGCCCCGCCAACGGAGUACAAGGAAACAGCUGGAGAAGGACAGGCUGGAUCCCCUGAAGUCGCACAAACCUGAACCUCCUGUAGCAGGCCCAGGUCGUGGUGGCCGAGUUGGAACCCAUGGGGGCACUCUGUCAUCAUACAUUGUGAAGAACAUUGCUUUGGACAAGACUGAUGACAGUAACCCCCGGGAAGCCAUUUUGCGUCAUGCCAAAGCAGCGGAAGACAAUCCAUAUUGGGUUUCUCCAGCAUAUUCCAAGACUCAGCCCAAAACCAUGUUUGCCCAAGUUGAAUCUGAUGAUGAAGAAGCAAAGAAUGAGCCAGAAUGGAAAAAACGUAAAAUUUGAAGAAUCUCAUUUGGGAGCUGUUUGCGUGAGGGGGAGGGACAUGGAACAGGACUUUUUUUUUUUAAUGCUUAAGAAAUAAAAAAUACGUUUUUAUGAA
Molecule: messenger RNA, 2078 nt
Organism: Propithecus coquereli (Coquerel's sifaka)
Lineage: Eukaryota; Metazoa; Chordata; Mammalia; Primates; Indriidae
Gene: WDR70
Product: WD repeat domain 70
Exons: 17
Coding region: 77-1981 (634 amino acids)
Biological process (GO): regulation of DNA double-strand break processing
Cellular component (GO): site of double-strand break; nucleus
Molecular function (GO): protein binding
Source: RefSeq, a predicted model, not a curated record